Molecule: messenger RNA, 3387 nt
Organism: Poeciliopsis prolifica (blackstripe livebearer)
Lineage: Eukaryota; Metazoa; Chordata; Actinopteri; Cyprinodontiformes; Poeciliidae
Gene: dcbld2
Product: discoidin, CUB and LCCL domain containing 2
Exons: 15
Coding region: 234-2303 (689 amino acids)
Source: RefSeq, a predicted model, not a curated record
GUGUGCAGAGCAGUGACCUCCUCCACAGCGAGCGUGUCGCUAACCACCAUUAAAUCUCAACCAAACAAAAACACAUCCACGGGAGGACACCGGGCGCUCACCCGCCUUCGAGGAGAUAAAGAUUUGGUCUCCUUCCUCUAUUUUUCCCCCCCCUCACUUUUCGUCCAGGCUGAAGCGGUGCAGCAGCAGCUGGGGCCAGAAGCGAGCAGUAUGCAUUCAGACUGCAGGCUGCUAUGGGCAGAGCGGUAAUGGUGGGCAGGGGACCGACAGGGGCCGGGGUGCUCGUCCUGUCCGUGCUCAUCGUUCUCACCGCGGAGGGCUGUCGAGGGCAGAAAGGUGAUGGCUGCGGCCCCAGUGUGCUCGGCCCCAGCAGCGGGACGCUGUCCUCUCUGGACAAUCUGAGGACAUACCCGAGUGACACUGUGUGUGAGUGGGAGAUCACUGUGCCGCGUGGAAAGAGGAUCCACUUUCGAUUUGCUCUGCUGGACUUAGGAGACAGUGACUGCCAGGUCAACUAUCUCCGCCUCUACAACGGCAUCGGAUCCAAAAAGACUGAGAUUGUGAAAUACUGUGGUUUGGAUCAGAAGGUUGAUGAGCUGAUCGAGUCUUCAGGCAACCAGGUGACCGUCCAGUUCAGGAGUGUGAUGCACCGUUCAGGACGUGGAUUCUACCUGUCCUACUCCACCACUGAACACUCAGAUUUAAUCACUUGCCUCAACAAAGGAUCCGAUUUCCCAGAGGCAGAGUUCAGUAAAUACUGUCCUGCAGGCUGCUUGACAUCGACAGAGAAGAUUUCUGGAACUACCCCAAAUGGAUACAGAGAGUCGUCCCCUUUGUGUGUGGCGGCUAUCCAUGCAGGUGCGGUGUCCAAUGCUGCGGGCGGGAAGAUCACCGUGGUGAGCAGCACAGGCAUUCCUCACUACGAGGCAACACUGGCUAAUAACGUCACUUCCACUGUAGGAAUUUUAUCAAAGAAUCUUUUCACCUUCAAAACAGAUGGCUGCUCCGGGACGCUGGGUUUGGAAUCUGGUGGUGUUUUGGACUCUCAGCUCAGCGUUUCGUCCGUGUGGGACUGGAACUCCACCGCCGGUGAGCACGUCGUGUGGGGGAAGUCGGGAGCUCGUCUGAAGAAGCCCGGGCUUCCCUGGGCUCCUUCACCCAGCGACCGGCAGCAGUGGCUGCAGGUUGACUUCAGGAGGGAGAAGAGGAUCACAGCCAUUGUCACCACGGGUUCCGACCGGAGCGAGUACCAGUACUUUGUGAAGGCAUACCGGGUUCUGUUCAGCAAAGAUGGCAAGGAGUGGCAUUUCUACAGGGAAACUAAUUCUUCGCAAGACAAGAUUUUCCAAGGUAACGUGGACUACCAGGACAAGGUGAGGAAUAACUUCAUUCCUCCAAUCGAGGCUCGUUUUGUGAGGAUCAAUCCCACCUUGUGGAACCAGAGGAUUGCUCUAAAGCUGGAGUUGUUUGGCUGCGUUCCUGGAGGUGGCAGAGCAGCUGGUACAAAACCGUUCACUACCUCCGGUUCUGGUUCCACUCCACCUCCCGCGAAGACGAAGCACCCGCCUCAUCUCAGCGAAGCAACGCACACGCCGGACAUCAGAAACACGACGAUGCCUCCCCACUGUGGCAAAGAUGUGGUGCUGAUGGCAGUUCUGGUUCCGGUGGCGGUCGUGGUUCUGACUGCUCUGAUCUUGACGGUGGCUUGCGUUUGCCACUGGAGGAACAAGAAAAAGAGCGCAGAAGGAACGUACGACAUUCCCUACUGGGAUCGGACAGUCUGGUGGAAAAGCAUGAAGCAGCUGCUGCCCUCCAAGAUGAUGGAGACCGAGGACUCUGUUCGCUACAGCACCCCUGAGGUCAGCCGGCUGGCGGGACGGAGCGCCGUUCCCAGACUGCACGCUGAACCUGCAGAGUAUGCCCAACCGCUGGUGAGCGGUGUGACCACACUGGGUGCACGGUCGACCUUUAAGCCAGAUGAAGGGCCUGAACCGGGCUACUCGGAUCCAGACCUGUACGACGCUCCCAUCCCACCCGACGUUUACCACCCCUACGCAGAGCCGCUGCCGUCAUCAGGAGCCGAAUACGCGACUCCCAUCGUAGUGGACAUGGGCUGCCACCUGCCCUCCAAAGUGCUCAAUUUUAUGGGCUCCGGGCCCAGCCCUCUGCUCACGUGGACAGACGGCAGCCAGUCUGGGGGGUCUGUCUAUGACACGCCGAAAAAUGCCAAUGGACAGACCAUGCCCACUCAGGACCUGACCUAUCAGGUCCCUCAAAAAGUUCCUCCAAAGCCAGCUGGUUGAGUGCCCAAGAGGCCAGACGAGCCCAGUUUGGGGAAGGAAAACCCAGCUGAAGAUGUCUUUGAGUCUUGAAUGAACACUACCUUUUAGCUUCAGAUUCAGCUGGAGGUGUUUGUAUUUCUUGAACUUUCCUGCAAGGCUACAAACUGCUUGCGUGGUGCCUUUAGAGUCCUAUCACUGAAACUACGAUGAAUGUGUUGGUGACGGAAAGGAGGAAGCUGACUACUGUUUGUGAAAGACUUUGUCCCCGUUUGUGACGUGUCCACCUGUUCUCUUCUGAAGCUGUGAUUUCCACCCCGAUCGUCUCUCCAUUCAAUCACUGCAUGUUUUGUUACGUCGCUUACGUUAAAAUGUUUCAGAGCCGGGCCAUGUUGCGUUGUCGCAUCACGUCGCCUCCUUAUGGUACGUAUGUUUUAAAGCAUGACUUGAAAUUGUUAAUAGUUGUUGUAAUUCCAUCACUGCGAUCCUUUUAGGUCAAACGAUUAUCAGAUUGUUUUAUUUCACAUCCUGCUGAUUACCGAGCGGCCUCUCCCCCUUUUCUACCCUCACUGUUAGCGGAUCAAUCUGUUGCACUGUUAUGGUUGAAAGACGUUUCUUUUUUUAUCUUUUGAGACAACUUCUGUCAUGAAGUAUUUUAGCCAUGACCUUUCCUGAUGGAGACCAAACCUUGCCUUCUGUGGUCCAAAUCCGUGCCAUCACAACCAAAAAAUAAAAAAAAAGUCUUAAAUUAGAGAAGUAUAAUGUUGCAAAUGGUAGUGUGUGAGAUUUAGUGUUUAAGUCGGUGUUGCAUCUGUCCUGAAGCGUUUAGAUCGAUUGUUCCCGUCUUCUGUGUUCGUCGUCUGAGUGUUUUGACCGUUUUGUGGCUGAAACGUUUAAACGUCACACCAGUAAACUGCAUUCCUCUCCUGCGGCACUGAUCUGAGCAAAACACUGGCUGACAGGAGGGCAGAUGGUGGACAAACGUGCAUCAAGCUGCUUCUUUAUUUUCACAAAACAGCUGUGGGAAGGUGUGCCAGUGUCACGCGCUGAUUGUGUUCAAUAACCACAGAGUGAUUUAUGGAGAUUAAAGUUCCAUAGUUGCAUAAAA